This is a messenger RNA of Hipposideros armiger (great roundleaf bat), 6056 nucleotides long. RefSeq names its product zinc finger CCCH-type containing 7B (gene ZC3H7B). Bases 463 to 3456 code for a protein of 997 amino acids. The transcript is spliced from 23 exons. NCBI's taxonomy places the organism in Eukaryota, Metazoa, Chordata, Mammalia, Chiroptera, Hipposideridae. Gene Ontology annotation, molecular function: protein binding; miRNA binding; metal ion binding. Gene Ontology annotation, biological process: miRNA processing. The record is from RefSeq and is a predicted model, not a curated record.
GCCCAGAAAUGCAGAAUUGCCAAAAGAAAAAGCCCUAAAAGGCAAGGGUACUUAAGAGAAAACAAAGGUGAAUUCCAGGCAUGAGCCUUCCAGUGGGUAGGGGGACUUCCCCGCCCCUUGGGCUCCCAGGUGCGCCGCCCGCGCCGCCCACCCGGCGCCAGGCGAGGGGAGCCGCGCUAGGACCCGAGGAGGAAGCUCUGCUGGGAGACUGACUGGGCCUCCGGCGGGUGCUGCCGCGAGCGGCCGGCGGAGGGGCUGGAAAUGAAAGUGCAGCGCUCCGGAGCCACAUGGACGGAGCUGCCGGGGCGGCGGCGCCGGGAGCAGGAUGCGGCCGCCCGUAAUUAAAUAGCAUUUACUCUUAUUAUUACUAAUAAUAAUAACGUAAUCAUACCUCUAGUCAUAGCAUACCAUUUAUCGGGCUCGGCGCAGGCCCGCGGGGAGCGCAGCCGGGCCGAGAGACUGAUGGAGAGGCAGAGACGGAAGGCGGACAUCGAGAAGGGGCUCCAGUUCAUUCAGUCAACACUACCCCUAAAGCAAGAAGAAUAUGAGGCUUUCCUGCUCAAGCUGGUGCAGAAUCUGUUUGCUGAGGGCAAUGACCUGUUCCGUGAGAAGGACUACAAGCAGGCUCUGGUGCAGUACAUGGAGGGGCUGAACGUGGCCGACUACGCGGCCUCCGACCAGGUGACCCUGCCCCGGGAGCUGCUGUGCAAGCUGCAUGUCAACAGGGCCGCCUGCUACUUCACCAUGGGCCUGUAUGAGAAGGCGCUGGAGGACAGUGAGAAGGCGCUGGGCCUGGACGGCGAGAACAUCCGGGCGUUGUUCCGCAAGGCGCGUGCCCUCAACGAGCUGGGACGCCACAAGGAGGCCUAUGAGUGCAGCAGCCGCUGCUCGCUCGCCCUGCCCCACGAUGAAAGUGUAACUCAGCUUGGUCAGGAGCUGGCUCAGAAGCUUGGACUACGAGUUCGGAAGGCGUAUAAGAGGCCCCAGGAAUUGGAAACCUUUUCUCUGCUCAGUAAUGGCACUGCGGCUGGUGUGGCAGAUCAGGGAACUUCCAAUGGAUUGGGGUCCAUAGAUGACAUUGAAACAGACUGCUACGUGGACCUGCGAGGCUCCCCAGCCCCCCUCCCCUCUACCCCUAUGAUGCCCCUGUUCCCUCACGUUCUGGACUUGCUGGCCCCCCUGGACAGCGGCAGCAGGGCCCUCCCCAGCACCGAGGGCCUGGAUGACUUCUCCGAUGGGGACGUCUUUGGUCCUGAGCUUGAUACUCUCCUGGACUCACUGUCUCUGGUCCAGGGUGGCCUGCCUGGCAGCAGUGUGCCCAGCGAGCUGCCCCAGCUGAUACCCGUGUUUCCCGGCGGGACCCCGCUGCUGCCACCCGUGGUAGGCGGCUCCAUCCCCGUCUCCAGCCCGCUGCCCCCCGCCUCCUUUGGCCUUGUCAUGGACCCCUCCAAGAAGCUGGCUGCCUCCGUGCUGGAUGCCCUCGACCCCCCGGGCUCUGCACUGGAUUCCCUGGACCUGCUGCCAUACUCAGAGACCCGGCUGGACGCCCUGGACAGCUUCGGGUCGGCCCGGGGCUCCAUGGACAAGCCCAACUCCUUCAUGGAAGAUACCAACUCACAGGACCAUCGUUCCCCGAGUGGUACUCAGAAACCAGCCCCCUCGGCUGGCCCCAGUGGCUCCAGCCAUCGUCCAGUGCCCCAGAUGGCCAACUUCCUCCUGUCACAGCCAGAGCCCUCCAUGCCCAAUACCGCCUUGCUCAUCAAGAACCCCUUGGCUGCCACCCACGAGUUCAAGCAGGCCUGCCAGCUCUGCUACCCCAAAACAGGCCCCAGGGCAGGUGACUACACCUACCGAGAGGGCCUUGAGCACAAGUGCAAGCGGGACAUCCUGCUUGGCCGGCUCCGGAGCUCAGAGGACCAGACCUGGAAGCGAAUCCGGCCCCGGCCCACCAAGACCAGCUUCGUGGGGUCCUACUACUUGUGCAAAGACAUGAUUAACAAGCAGGACUGUAAGUACGGGGAUAACUGCACCUUCGCCUACCAUCAGGAGGAGAUCGACGUGUGGACCGAGGAGCGGAAAGGCACCCUCAACCGCGACCUGCUCUUUGACCCGCUGGGGGGCGUCAAGCGUGGCAGCCUCACCAUUGCCAAGCUCCUUAAGGAGCACCAAGGCAUCUUCACUUUCCUCUGCGAGAUCUGCUUUGACAGUAAGCCCCGGAUCAUCAGCAAAGGCACCAAGGACUCUCCGUCUGUCUGCUCCAAUCUGGCUGCCAAGCACAGCUUUUACAACAACAAGUGCCUGGUGCACAUUGUCCGCUCCACCUCCCUCAAGUACUCUAAGAUCCGCCAGUUCCAGGAGCACUUCCAAUUCGACGUGUGCCGUCAUGAGGUCCGCUACGGCUGCCUGCGGGAAGACAGCUGCCACUUCGCCCACAGCUUCAUCGAGCUCAAAGUCUGGCUGCUGCAGCAGUACUCAGGCAUGACCCAUGAAGACAUUGUCCAGGAAUCUAAGAAAUACUGGCAGCAGAUGGAGGCCCACGCCGGAAAGGCCAGCAGCGGCUUGGGUGCCCCACGGGCUCACGGGCCCAGCACCUUUGACCUGCAGAUGAAGUUUGUGUGCGGCCAGUGCUGGAGAAAUGGGCAGGUGGUGGAGCCUGACAAAGACCUCAAGUACUGCAGUGCCAAGGCCCGGCACUGCUGGACCAAGGAGCGGCGGGUCCUUCUGGUGAUGUCCAAGGCCAAGAGGAAAUGGGUGUCAGUGAGGCCACUGCCAUCCAUUCGCAACUUCCCACAGCAAUACGAUCUCUGCAUCCACGCGCAGAAUGGCCGCAAGUGCCAGUACGUGGGGAACUGCUCCUUCGCACACAGCCCAGAAGAGCGGGACAUGUGGACGUUCAUGAAGGACAAUAAGAUCCUGGACAUGCAGCAGACCUAUGACAUGUGGCUAAAGAAACACAACCCAGGGAAGCCGGGGGAAGGGACCCCAAUCAGUUCCCGGGAAGGGGAGAAGCAGAUCCAGAUGCCCACAGACUACGCCGACAUCAUGAUGGGCUACCACUGCUGGCUCUGUGGCAAGAACAGCAACAGCAAGAAGCAGUGGCAGCAGCACAUCCAGUCCGAGAAGCAUAAGGAGAAGGUCUUCACAUCUGACAGCGACGCUAGCGGCUGGGCCUACCGCUUUCCCAUGGGCGAGUUCCGGCUGUGCGACAGGCUCCAAAAGGGCAAGACCUGCCCCGACGGGGACAAGUGCCGUUGCGCUCACGGGCAGGAGGAGCUCAAUGAGUGGCUGGAUCGGCGCGAAGUGCUGAAGCAGAAGCUGGCCAAGGCCCGCAAGGACAUGCUCCUGUGCCCACGGGACGACGACUUUGGCAAAUACAACUUCCUGCUGCAAGAGGACGGCGACGCCGCUGGUGCUGCCCCGGAAGUCCCUGCUGCUGCCACUGUCCCCGGGGAGUAGGGCCAGGUUUGGGUCAUGGGAGAAGUCCUAGGGUCAGGGGGCGGGGCGAGGACAGAGGGCCUGGUGGAAGGGCCAGGGCUGGGGGUGGGGGGCCGCCCUCACCAGGCAGCUCCCCGCCCCGGGGGCCCCACCCAUCCCGUGUGCCCCCACUGGCCCCGUGUGCAAGCCCAGGUGCACAUGCUGCAGUCCAGGGGGUCCCAGGGUCCUCGUCCUGCUGAAACCCUGGGCAGCCCCUCCGCACCCCCCUGCUCUCCUGGUUGGGGAAGGAGGGGUCUGGCUGACCCCUCUAGCUUCAGCUACAGCUUUAACUUCUGUCUGCUCCUAAAGGGGGCCCAAAGCUCAGGGCUGGGGAGCCUGGGGUCCCCACUUGAAUCUGCAGCAGGAUGGUCCUUCUCCCUGCCCUGCCCUCACCCCACCCCCACCUCCCUGGGGGCAGAUCAGGACACAACAGAGGGCAGGAGUCCCCAGUUAGCUUUAAAAUGCAGCCCCAGAAUGGAGCUGGGGACACUGUACCAUUCACUUACUCUCUGAGGCCUCAGUUUCCCCUCUGGUUGGAAGAGUGGGAGGGGCUGGACUUGAUGAUUUCUGGAGUCUGGCUCUCUAGUGAGGCCACCAGCCCAGCCCCUCUCCAUCUUGUGCCACUGACUAUAGAUUGUAGAUCCUCAGAGCCUUCGGAGAUGACCCAGCCCAAACCCCCAUUUGGCAGAUAGGAAAACAGGCCUAGAAGGGAGGAGUGGCCUGCCCAGGGUCUCCAGCCCACGGCAUGAGGUAGAGCUGGGGUGCAAACUGUGGUCAGAAGACUCAGGGCCGGUCAUCAGCCGGAGCGUCCAGGCUCUGAGCAGGGAUGUGAUAACCUCUGGAUGCAGCUGGGAUCUCAGGCAGCGCCGCCCAGGAGCUGGGGAAGGGAGGCUCGGCACCCUUGGAGGGACAGUCCCCUUCUGAGGAGCGUGUGGAGAGUGUAGCAGCAAAGGUUACUUCCCCACGCCACUCAGGGAGAGGUGAUCAUGGGCAGGGCACCCAUAGGCUCAGAUUCUGCAUGAGGGAUGGGGGAAUAGGGGUAUGACCCUGGGCACCAUGGGCCACUCCUUCUUUCUUGGGGACCCAGCUCGGUCCUUUCCAAAACCCUUUUCCCUCUAGACCUGGACAUAUAAUUAUGACCAUCUGUCCCAGUCUCUCCCUGCUCCCCGGCCCCAACAGCUGCCUAGGACCCCAGCUGACUCCCAGCCCUUGCCCCCACCCACCAAGCCCUUCUCCCAUCCCCCUCGUCUGAUGUCUGUGUGUGUCCCCUCCUCUCCAUCCCACCCCCUGUGGGCAGACCCAGCCUUCCCUGGUUCCCUACACAUUCCAGAAUGCCUCACACCAUUGGCACAAGAAGUGGGGCCCCCCCCCGGAAGGAACCGGGGUUCAAGGCUGAGUUGGGGGUGAGACGGAGAGUAUAAAUACCCCUUAUUUCUCCUCAAGCAAGGAUCGAUAGUGUGCGAUAUGAUGAUGGGCACCCCGGGCCGCAGAGAACCCUGUUCCUCUUGCUGCCACUGCCCAACCUUUCCCCAAUAACCGUGGCAUGCAUCCCUCCCCCCCCUGCUCCUUCCCCCAGCAGGCCAGCACUGCAGUUUGGAUGCUGGUGGUGUGGCUGGAGGGGAGGAGAGACCACACCCAAGGUAGGGGCCGUGGCCAUGAAUGUCAAUGACACUUGUUUUCCCUGAUCCGUGGUGUUGCAGUCUGUCGUCACCAGCCUUGUUUUUAGUGUGUAUAUAUGUCGCCCCCGUGAUGCAUAUAUACACAGGUAUUAAAUAUAUCGCUCUAUAUAAUAUUAUAUAUGUGUGUGGUAUCCAAUGAAUCACUUCUAAUGAGGGCUAAAGAUAAAGAAUUUGGCCAGAAAAAUGCAGCCAUCCUGGUGUAAUUAGGAGGGGUUUUCGGAGUCAUCAAGUCAUUUGUGAGGCUUUAGGGACUGUAGCCAUGGUCAGAGGUGAUUGGGGCAGCAGGGGCAGAAGCCCCGCCUGGGCCCAGCUCUGCCUGGUAGCUUCCAGACCACCCCAGACUAGUGGGGAGAGAGCCAGAGUGCUCAAGGAAAAACAACGAUUGGCAUUUGUCUCCCAGAUUAGAGCGCAGGUUUUUUCUUAUCCUGUUAUCUGACCAGGGGCCCUUAGGGUCUGGGCCUUCCUGGCCUGGCCAGAGCUGGAUCCCCGAGCAAGAGGUGGCCGGAGGUGAUGGAGGGUGGGGGUGGGGGACAGGGGGACACUUCGAAUGGUGAGGGUGAUUAUUUCAGCUGUGACUCUGACCAGGAGUCUCAGAGUGGAGUUGGGCCUGUGCCCACUGCCAUCAGGCAGGGCCAAGAUGUCAUGGGGAACAUAGUGAGGGGGACAGGGGCCCCUAAUGUGAGUUGAGCGUCCCUUGCCCUUUGGAGUGGGACAGAGAGGGUUGCUGCAUUUCUUAGCUGGGCAGUAAUCAAUUUAAGGCUCCUUUUAAAAUGUCUGUGUAUUAAAAUUUUAAGAAUACCACACUUUAAUAUUAAAUAUUCAUAAGGUCUAGUAUCUUGAUAAUAAUGUAGAUGUUUUAAUAACAAUUUUUGUCCUUCUUAAAAUAAAAUGAAAGAAACUUGC